AAGGGACAACCAAACCAAGUCGUAUGGUCCGAUGCACAAGAAAAGGCCUACAGCGCACUGAAAACAGAGCUUACGAGUUCGCCGAUCCUCCGACUGCCUGAUAACGCGAAACCAUUUACACUGAGAACUGAUGCAUCUGACACAGGACUCGGAGCGGUAUUAUUGCAGGAGCAUGAUGGUAAACUUUCGCCAGUUAGUUAUGCUAGCAGGAAACUAACGGAAAGCGAGAAGAAGUACAGUACGAUCGAGAGAGAGUGUCUCGCGGUAGUUUGGGCCGUCCGAAAGUUCCUGAUAUUCCUUUAUGGAACAGAGUUUACAUUGCAAACCGACCAUCAGCCUUUGGUCUAUUUGAAGACAGCGAAGUUUCUCAACGACAGAGUUAUGAGAUGGGCGAUGUUCUUGCAAAACUAUGGUAUUAAGAUUGAGUCUAUCAAAGGAGUCGACAACGUUGGUGCCGACUACCUCAGUAGAGUUUGUUAG
Molecule: messenger RNA, 480 nt
Organism: Paramuricea clavata
Lineage: Eukaryota; Metazoa; Cnidaria; Anthozoa; Malacalcyonacea; Plexauridae
Source: the annotation of a GenBank genome assembly